CACACCGAUAACCCGAGCUUGCUUAGACACUACACUGCGUGACUGUUUAGAUCAGUCCCUAGACGGAGAAUAAACGGCAUAUACAGCUACCUAGGUCCAGAACUAGGCUAUCAAUACUGUCUUUAUUAGUCUUCUGUAUCUGCUUGAGCAUCCUUAGAAAGUCAUCUGCAGCCACCUACUAGAUCGAAUACAUAGUAGAAAAUCACGAUGCAGACCGAAAAGUACACGCUUUCUCCUCCGAGUCUUGAAGAGCUCGCCAGCGCACUUAGAGCCCCUCUAUCUUCCAAUUUCGAGCAUGCAACCGUAGACGUUGUCCAGUGUGCUGAUUUACGCGAUGCUCCAUUUCAUCUAGCCACAGAAGGGCUUUCAGGCAACGAGCGAAUUGCAGACGUUGGCGGACAACCCAACCUCUUUCCGACUCCGCGGCUGGAUACCAUCUGGAGCAUGAAGGAAAUUGCCAAGGCCAUGGAAAUGGAUUACAGCAAAGGCAGUCUGAUCGGAGCUGGGGCUGGACCAUUCCACCAGGUUGGCCGCAAUUGCGAGCUUGUUCCUAAUUUCAGCUGGGAAGGGGGAAUGGAAAAUAUCAACAAUCAGUCAUACAUUGCGCAGAUUGCAGGAGGAACCGGUGCUCCUGGAGUCCAAAAGAGCCCUUCUUUGGAUUGUGCACUGAUGAUUAAUCUGUACGGUUCAUCUGGUAACCCUGGCCCAGUCCUCAAGAUUACUGCGCGGAAACGGAAAGGCGCCGAGAAAAGCUUCACCGAGUGUAUUCGUAAAGCACUUAAUACCGCCUUUGGGGAAUCGAGAACGGUCAGCCUGGGAGGAGCGUUCCUUGUUAAGUCGGGGAGAGCGCGCUACCAUAUCAUGCCCGAUUUUCCUCCUGCUGACGACUUACCUUUCUCAUCUGCAAAGCAGCUCAACGACUGGUUAACAUAUCACGACUUCGAUGGACCUGUUGUGUGCCUCUCAGUUUUGCAUUCGGCGGACCCUGAUAAGAAGAUGGGUUUGCGCAUGGAACAUUCGCAUGGGUUUUCGGCGACCAAGGCAGACGCUGGAGGCCAUUACCACUAUGAUAUGGAUGGGCACAAUGAGGAUAUCGAGUACGAAGGUUAUUUCAAUGUUGCAAAUUUUAUAUACAGGAUAGCAAAGCCGGAGGUGACCUUAGAGCGUGAUCUACAUGAUUGAAAUCAUCAUCAAGAUAUGUCACAACGCUUCAAGGAUAGAAAUUGUUUCCUGUAAUUGCGUAGUU
Aaosphaeria arxii CBS 175.79 is the source of this 1246-nucleotide messenger RNA. Its product is annotated as DUF1907-domain-containing protein. NCBI's taxonomy places the organism in Eukaryota, Fungi, Ascomycota, Dothideomycetes, Pleosporales. Gene Ontology annotation, molecular function: hydrolase activity, acting on ester bonds; zinc ion binding. The record is from RefSeq and is a predicted model, not a curated record. Bases 208 to 1182 code for a protein of 324 amino acids. Gene Ontology annotation, cellular component: nucleus. The transcript has a single exon.